UCAUGGCUUGCGUUCGAUACACUAUGGCAAUGAAGCCUACAGCAAAAACCAAAUGUGUGGUUUUUCCGUCCCAAAAACCAAAGUUCAGGAAAAAUUUGGAAACGUUGAUUACUAAAUGUAAUUGUACAGAAGAAAGAGACGAGGGCGUGGGUGAUUCAUGUAUAUUGCGUUGUAUAAGUUUUUUUUUUCUACUAUACUUAAUUCACAUAUAGCUUUGGAUUUUCAUAAUUCUGCUGUGCAAAAAUUGGAUAUACAUUUGAAGUGGAUGCUGAGUCAUGAUAUAUAUCAUCGGCAAUCGGGAUAUAGAUGAAAUUUGCCAUACUAGACACGGCGUCUCCUCUGCUUCAAGCUGUGUGGUAUACAGUGAUGUGGGGCCAUCGGACUCUGAUGUUUCUAUAAAACUAAAGAAAAGGAGGAUAUCUUAUUGUCCAAGUUCUUUGUCAAAUUGGCUUUUGGGUGAGAGAGAAAUUCCUUUGCCUACUUUAAAGUUUUCCGAUUAUUUUAUAGAACCUUGCCUGGAAGAACUAGCCACUUGGGAGUUUGGAGAUCCUGGCUAUUUGAGUCGAGUUCAGAAUUUUACAGUGGGGAGGUUCGGUUAUGGGUUCGUUAAGUUUUUAGGAGAGACAGAUGUUAGAGGGUUGGAUUUAAAUGAACUUGUUAAGUUUGGAAGGCAUGAGCUAGUUGUAUAUGGAGAUGAAAGCUUGAAGCCUUCGGUUGGCCAAGGACUCAACAAAGCUGCUGAGGUUACCUUGGUUCUACAAAUUGGAUCACUUGAUGAGGGCCAACUGGAUGAUAUGGUCACAAGAUUAAGACGGAGCACAGAAAGACAAGGAGCCAGCUUCAUUUCGUUUAAUUCUACAAAAUGUGAAUGGAAAUUCUUAGUUCAACAUUUUAGUAGAUUUGGUCUGAGUGAAGAUGACGAGGAAGAUAUCACUAUGGAUGAUGCCCCGGCAGUUCAAGAUCCCACAAUGGAAAAUGUUGGGGAGGUUUCUGACGUUGAUGAAGAACCUCGAGUUAAUCCAAUUGGGCCUGACCUUUCUCAUUCUCUUCCUGCCCAUCUUGGCCUUGACCCGGCAAAGAUGAAUGAAAUGAGAAUGUUGAUGUUUCCUAAUGACGAAGAGGAGCUCGAGUAUGUCAAUGAGAUACCUCCUGGAAAGUCAUCCUUAAGCAAAGAUUAUGCAAGAUCAUCCUUUCAGAGCUCUACCCAGAGAAUGACUCAUAAAGUGAGUCCUCCGGUUGCACGGAGGACACCGUUACCUUUGCUCGAGUACAAACCUCGUACUGCUGACUCUAGCUCUGCAGGAGCCAUUUUUUUGACGCAACAAAAUAAGGAUAUGCCUUUGAAGGCAACAAGAGUGGAUGGGUUUAAGCUGGACACAACGCGUGAGACCCCUUUAACUGGACACUAUUCGAGGAAUAUUGUUGAUGCUGGCCUUUUUAUGGGUAGGUCAUUCCGAGUUGGUUGGGGUCCAAAUGGUGUCCUUGUCCACUCAGGUACACCUGUGGGUAGCAAGGACUCACGGAGGGUUUUAUCUUCUGCAAUUCACAUAGAAAAGGUUGCGAUUGAUAAAGCUGUUAGAGAUGAGAGCAACAAAGUCAGGAAGGAGUUGGUUGAGUUGGCUUUUGAUUCCACAUUGAAUUUGCAUGAGACAUUAAAUCACAAAACAAAAGAAGUUGAGGUUGGGUCUUUCAAACUGAAGCUUCAAAACUUGGUUUGCGACCGCUUAACACUUUCAGGAGUUUGCCGAAACUACAUAGAUAUUGUGGAGAGACAGUUGGAGGUUUCUGGGUUGUCUUCAUCUGCCAAAGUGAUUUUGAUGCACCAGGUGAUGGUCUGGGAGUUGAUAAAAGUUCUUUUUUCUGAAAGAGAGAAUAGUGGACAGUCAAAAUCAGUAGGUGCUGACAAUGAGGAAGAUGUGAUGGAGGAUAUCAAAGAUGGUUCACCUGAAGUUGACCCUGAAGCACUUCCUCUUAUUCGAAGAGCAGAGUUCAGUUACUGGUUGCAAGAGUGUGUUUGCCACCGUGUACAGGCAGAAAUAAGCUCAAUAAGUGAGUCGAGUUAUCUAGAGCAUCUGUUCUUACUUUUGACUGGCCGACAGCUGGAUGCUGCUGUGGAGCUGGCUGCUUCUAAAGGAGAUGUAAGGUUGGCUUGUUUGAUCAGCCAAGCAGGUGGUUCCCUAGUAAACCGUUCUGACAUCUCUCGACAGCUUGAUCUUUGGAGAACUAAUGGAUUGGACUUCAGUUUUAUCGAGAAAGAUAGAGUAAGAAUUUUGGAAUUGCUUGCUGGCAACAUUGGAGGUGCUCUGCGUGAUAUUGGAAUAGACUGGAAGAGAUUUUUGGGGUUAUUGAUGUGGUACCAACUGCCACCGGACUCCUCGUUGCCCAUUAUAUUUCAAACUUACAAGCAACUCCUUAAUAAUGGAAGAGCUCCUUAUCCUGUCCCCGUGUAUAUUGACGAAGGAGUGGCAGGAGAGUCGGUGACUCAGACUAAGGAGGAACGGUUCGACUUCUCAUAUUAUCUUAUGCUUCUGCAUUGUAAUCAAGAUAAUGAAUUUGGCUUGCUGAAGAGAAUGUUUAGCACGUUAUCUUCGACAAAUGAUCCGCUCGACUACCAUAUGAUCUGGCAUCAGCGUGCUUUACUUCAAGCAGUUGGAGCUUUCAGUGUAAAUGAUCUUUAUGUUCUUGACAUGGGACUUGUUUCACAAUUGCUCUCUCUGGGCCAAUGUCACUGGGCCAUCUAUGUAGUCCUUCACAUGCCUUAUCAAGAGGACUAUCCAUAUCUACAGGCCACUGUAAUUCGUGAAAUUUUGUUUCAAUACUGUGAAACAUGGAGUUCAGAAAAGUCGCAGGAGCAAUUUAUUGAAAAGUUGGGUGUCCCAUUGGCUUGGUUGCAUGAGGCAAAGGCAGUUUAUUUUAACUACCAUGGAGACAUCUUGAAAUCUUUGGAGCAUUUUCUUCAGUGUUCGAAUUGGCCAAAAGCACACUCUAUCUUUGUGACUUCAGUUGCACAUUCGUUAUUCUUAUCAGCAAAGCAUUCAGAAAUAUGGAGGUUGGCAUCUUUGAUGGAGGAACACAAGUCAGAAAUUGAAAACUGGGACUUAGGCGCGGGGAUUUACAUAUCAUUUUAUUCAAUAAAAAGUGCUUUGCUGGAAGAUGAUGAUAGUAUGAAUGGAUUGGACUCGCUUGUGAGCAAAAAUGCUGCCUGUAAGAAUUUCCUUGAUCAAUUAAAUGAGUCAUUGGCGGUUUGGGCAGGCAGAUUACCUCUAGAAGCUAGAGUUGCAUACUCAAAGAUGGCCGAGGAGAUCUCGAGUCUGCUUAUAUCAGACAUAUCCGAGGAUCCAACAAGGGAUCUUCAGCUAAGCUGCUUUAGAAAUGUUUGCAGUGCUCCGGUUCCCGAAGAUCUUCAGGCGAAUCAUUUGCAAGAUGCAGUGGCCCUGUACGCUUGUUAUCUGUCGGAGUUGGCUUCUUGAAGUUGUUCUCUCGUUCUGGGUAUGGACUUUCUAGCUUAGCUGAGUGUUGUACAUGUAAACAGGGUCUUGGCUUUUAGUCAUCUUCCAGUGUAAAAAUAUUUGGAGAGAAUUGGAGCGGAUUCGGAAGCAACUUGUUUUUUAUGUCGAGUGUGCGUCGCGGUGGCAACUUGCUGUGUCAUUUAGAUUUGAUUGCUGAUGGAUCAAUCCCAUUUGUACGGAAGAAUGGACUUUCCUGGUUGAUUUACAUGGCAUUGGCAUUUGGUGCCUCUGAUUAA
Syzygium oleosum is the source of this 3745-nucleotide messenger RNA. Its product is annotated as nuclear pore complex protein NUP96. Gene Ontology annotation, cellular component: nuclear pore. The record is from RefSeq and is a predicted model, not a curated record. The transcript has 6 exons. Gene Ontology annotation, biological process: nucleocytoplasmic transport. Gene Ontology annotation, molecular function: structural constituent of nuclear pore. NCBI's taxonomy places the organism in Eukaryota, Viridiplantae, Streptophyta, Magnoliopsida, Myrtales, Myrtaceae. The coding region runs from base 276 to 3470 and encodes 1064 amino acids.